Molecule: messenger RNA, 4282 nt
Organism: Acanthopagrus latus (yellowfin seabream)
Lineage: Eukaryota; Metazoa; Chordata; Actinopteri; Spariformes; Sparidae
Gene: cep72
Product: centrosomal protein 72
Exons: 14
Coding region: 129-1832 (567 amino acids)
Molecular function (GO): protein binding
Source: RefSeq, a predicted model, not a curated record
AAGGAUUCAUCUGAUUUCGGAUCAUUAUAACAUGCAAGACGGCAUUAGCAUCUAAUGUGAACCAAGUGAAACUCGAUUUUUAACGCUUUUUUUGGACGGUACCUGAAUGCAGCAGAAGUUCGAAAAGCAUGGCGGCGGAGUGUUUGACAACAGUAACAGAGCAGUGGAUACGGGAUAGGUUACAAUUAAAACAUCCAUGUCUUGGUGAUGUCCGCUCACUGAGCCUCCCGGGGACUCAAGAGGAGAAGAUCCGACAUUUGGGAAACGCACUGAAUAACUUUGUCCGUCUGAAGUCUCUGGACCUCUCCUACAAUGCUCUUGUCUCUGUUGAGGGAAUUAAACAAUUGAAAGUGCUGGAGAGGCUGAUCCUGUACCAUAACUGCAUACCUUCCCUCGAAGAGCUGAACGAGCUGUAUGAGCUGCCAGCUUUGAGAGAGCUGGACCUCAGGCUCAACCCUGUGACCAGAAGUCACCCACACUAUCGCCUUCAGCUGGUGCAUGCCAUGCCCAACCUACGCAAACUAGACGGCUGUUCAGUCAGAGACACUGAGCGCAAAGCUGCCAUAAUGCAGUUCUCCUCUGACGUUCUGCCUCAGCAGAGGAGCUCAGCUUUGAAUGAGGCUGCUGACCGAAGAAGCAGUGACCAGAGAGUGACUUUAGUCAACCACUUAACCAAGAGGCUCCCUCUGAGGACUGGCACUGAUGAUAUUGUGUUGAAUUUUGCUGCGACAAAUUGUGGAGGCCAAAGUGACUCUGUUCAGAAGGAGGCAGAAGGGGAAGAAUCAAACAACUUUACAGAACAGAGAAGUUCUACUCCCAUACAGGAAACUGCUAAACCCAUCCUCAGGUAUCCCCAUGUGAAAUAUGAUAACACAGAGUCCAAAGUGCUGCACACAAAGGAACCAUCUGAUAAAAGAAGCUCUACCUCAUUAAAAGGUACUGACGGACCAAAGGUGUCUUUUGGCCCUUACAUAGAGAAAGACAGACCUGUGUCUGGAAAACAAAAGCAAAACGACCUUCCUAAACAAACUCGACAUGAAGCCAAGGGACAUUAUACCCCUAAUCCUGAUCAAAGUCGCCGUCACAGCUCUUUGUUUAUUAAUAUCCGCCCUCCCAGUCCACGUCGUCCUGGUUUGAAUCUGUCUGAUCCGUCCAACCCCAUCUUACAUCCUCCAAGAUUGACUUACUCUAGCUUCAACAAGACUGAAAGGGGCUCCAGCCUGCCGCAGCAAGGAGAAAAGAAAAAAAGGGGUAGUUACAGGAAACCCCUGGAGAUGCUCCUCAACCUCGUGGACAAACACUGGACGGGGGAGAGGUCGCUGCAUCAUAACAACAACUUCCUGUCUCAGGCCGUCCAGAUCCUCUCUAUGAUGGAAAACGAUAUUUCCUGUCGAGAGGCUGAGGUCAGGACAUUAAGACGGGAAGCCGAUGCACUGAGGUUUCAAGCAGCCGCACGGGAGGAGGAACACCAAACUGAAGUCCGUAACCUCUCUGGUCAGCUUGAGGAGGCUCGCGGUGCAGGCAAACUAAAUGAGCAGCUGAGGAUAGUUUUGGAGGAAAACGUGGCUCUACAGAAACAGCUCAUCAAGUUAGAACGACAGUAUCUCAAGUCGAUGAUGAAAAGUUCACCUAUUACUCAGAUCAAAGAGGCUCAGACAGAAGUGGAGGAGCUGAGGAAAGAGAUCGAGGGUCUGAGGGAGAAAGUGCAGGAGGCCGAGAAAGUAAGGGAUUUGUCAGAGAUGCUGCAAGAAAGCCACAGGUCCCUGGUGGCUACCAACGAGUGUUUGCUAGCUGAGCUGAAGGGAAGUGGGGAACCUGAAAAGAAGAAUUGACUGAAAAGAUGCACACAGGGAUAAAAAUAUCAUGAAAAAGCAAGACUACACAGAGCAUCAUAUUGACUUUGCAUUCACUGCAUGAGGCCCUCAGCUAUGGACUUUUUUGAAAUCAUUUUUACUUGACAUCACAGCUGUGUACAUUUAUUGUCUUUUUUUUUCAGAGUAUUAAGCCCCUUGCACGUGUGUGUUUAGAUUACUGCAUUUGUUAUUUUAGAAAAAUGUGUAUAGGCUGUGUUUGUUUGAUGUAAACAGUAACGGGGAAAGGCAAUUCAUUCGCGAAAGUUUGUGUAUAAGUGUGUGACAGCACUGUUCUGUUAAAUGAUUAUGAGGGGGAAAAUGUUAGUGAGAAGGUCAUAAUGUGUUUCCUGGAUCAGUAGCAAGAUUGUGUCUCUCUUAGCUGUUUUCCCUCUUUUUUUUUUUUUUUUUUUUUGUAGGUCACUCGUGUCUCCAUCUGCUUUGUAUGCUGCAGUGGAAUGAAUGCAUCUAGAUUCCAGCUGCACUGUGACUUUAUUUAUACCUCUGCCUUGGGGCUGGAUCGCUUCGCACACACAUGCACUUUCCUCUCACAAACGCUAAUGCAAAACCUGGCAAAGCAGGUUAGGAUGUGGAUGCUACUGCGUAAAGUGAACGGAGCUUUUGCUUUUAUGUGAAUGUUACAGGUCACUGGUCGGUGCUACUGGCGGGGAGUUUCACAGUGGUCCUGAAAAAGCCAUAAGAAUGUAAAACGAUGUGUUUUGACUGACACACCUUUAACCUACUCAGCUGAGGUUCAGAGGUGUGUUUUUUUUUAUUUUCAAUGAUGCACUACAAAUCAUGAACACACAUUAAGAGGCCUAAUGAACAAGAACAAAAACACACUGCAUGCACCAGGGCACAAUAGUACAUUAAAAGUUAUUUUCAAAGAUAAUAAAAAAAAAGACAAUAUUGUUCCUCCACAUUGAAGGUGCACAGUAUUUGGCAUUAAGCACAGAAAACAGAUCUUAAUCAAGCUACUGCAGCGGACAAAGAUUAACACACUGAUAGCUGCUAGUUUUGCACUCGAUGCAUGACUCUUCAUCAGCUGAGGCUACAGGUAAUGUGAGACGAUCACUCACUAUGCUGGAAAAAUAUUUUACAAAUAUUUUACAAAAGUAUUUUUCCCUUUAUCUCAUACAGAUACAACAGUGAAACCCUGCUUUUGUUUUCAGUUGAAUUUGUGCCGUGGAUGACAGUACCACACCUGAAAGGUACUUUGAAUCUUUUACCAAAAGACAAAUAUAAUAGCAUUAGACUGCAGCUGACUUUGUACAUGUACAGGUUGAUACAUAUUGAUUUCAAGCAAUACACAAUGUUAUCAUGAUCCCACAAUUUCAACACGUAAUAUUUUUGUUUUUUUGAGCAAGAAAAUAUGUAAGUCUGUCCAGUAGUCUGUCCUCACAGCAGGCACGGCUUUUCAGAUAAGAUAUGACAGAACUCUUACUGUCAUCUAGAUGCUUCUGAAUCAAAUGCAAUAUACAUAACAUGCACAAAGUACAGCAAUACAGAAAAAAAACAAAAAACAACAACAUAUGAAGCCAGUGUCAUAAAUUAAGCCAUGUGGCUAUAACCUUUUAGAAUAUACACAAUCUUACCACAAAUAUAUUAGAACUACUGUAUAGAAAUCUGAUGAGGAUAUAAGUAAAAUGUUAAAAAUACAAUCUUGUACAACUGAGCUCAUCGACCGUCGUUAGAGCGUCCUUCAGCUGAAUUCACCAAUUUAAAAUUCAAAAAGCAUAUCAUCAAUGGUUCAUAUGUAGGUAGAUACAAUAGGGUCUGAAUGGCAAAAGUGUAAGAGAGAAUAAGGAACUCCUGUUACAUUAUUGUAAGUGUUGUACACAGGCAUAUUUAAAAUGUUUGCAUGGUAGGAGUUUUGUGUUUUCAUGUUUUGCAUAUUCACAAAAGCAGAAAAGAUAUGGCAGUGGUAAGAAAUGUUAAGUCUCUCGAUGAGCUAAAUUGUAGUUGACAAAACCUUUAAUGUAUUUUUCUUGAUUUGAGCUGAAGGCAAAUUAUUGAAAUGACAGUGUGAGCUUGUAAAAUUCAAACAAAUGAACAGCAGAUUUUCCUAAAGACUCGACAAGUAGGGGCGGCAGACGGGACAAAUCACACUGAGGAUGGAAUUAACUAUUUAAGUUUUCGAAAGUAAACAAACUGAUAAUAUCCAUGUCAAAAACUUGUGCCAAUUGUCACUGAACCUCUGCGAAACACAUUAAAAGUGCAUCGCUAUGGCUAAAUAUGGGAAUAGAAAAGCCUCCGUUAAAAAGUGCAAUGUUGUUAAUCCCUCAAACUCUUGUCCAACUUUUGUUUUUCUUGGCAUGUUGUUUAAAUUGUGCUCAAUAAAAUAUCAUAAGGCCCUAUCAUAACAACAAAGCUUCAAUAUUCAUAGCGUAGCAGUUUCUCUGUCGUUUGUUCUCUUCAGUGUAACUCGCUAU